This is a messenger RNA of Grosmannia clavigera kw1407, 3174 nucleotides long. Its product is annotated as checkpoint protein kinase. Gene Ontology annotation, biological process: chromosome segregation; peptidyl-serine phosphorylation; protein localization to kinetochore. Bases 1 to 3174 code for a protein of 1057 amino acids. The transcript has 2 exons. The record is from RefSeq and is a predicted model, not a curated record. Gene Ontology annotation, molecular function: ATP binding; protein serine/threonine kinase activity; protein serine/threonine/tyrosine kinase activity. Gene Ontology annotation, cellular component: spindle; nucleus; kinetochore. Lineage: Eukaryota; Fungi; Ascomycota; Sordariomycetes; Ophiostomatales; Ophiostomataceae.
AUGACGAUGGUGUCGCCGACACCCGUUGGCCAGGGAAGCCACUUCACUUCCCUCGGCCGCCGAACAUCCACACGACAGGCAUUGCGGCGCCCUCCCUCGCGAUCACAGAUGGGCCCAGCCCCGGUAGCACCGGCAGCUGCGGCGUCGGGAUCUAGAAGAAGCGUAUCUUCGGCAGCAAGCAGCAGCAAUGCCGAUUUCGACGCGGCACAGCAGGCACAGCAAUAUUCCACCCUGCACGACAGCUCAGACGAUGAGAUGCCUAUUCCUAUGAAGCUCAGUGCUCUCACCAAGGCGCUGCUCAGCGAUGGCGGCUCGACCUCAGAGGACCGACCCGUCAGCAUCGCAGCCGCUGCUGCAGCCGUUUCCACCGCGACAGGACCAGCAAUGGCAACGCGGAGACGAAGUGCUCUAAAUCGGUCGACCUCCUCCAGCACGACUGGCGAGAGCGACCAGCACCAGCAGUCGGCAGACCGGACGAGCAUGCGGCAGACACGAAGGCACGUGCGAUCCAGCAGCAUCCAGGCAUCUGGUGCCUCCAGUGCUGCUCCGACAUCGUCGUCCUCCCGGCCUACGUCGCCUCAAUCGCGCCAGCAAGACAGCAGCCCGGUACCGAGGAAACGCGUUGUCCGGCUCAGUGCGGCCACGCCGGCCAAUGGCAUAGUGGCACAGCCACCGCCGCCGCUUCGACGGUCGCUUUCAGCGUCAAAGCACAGUCGGUGGACGGCACCGGCCAGCGGACAGGACAAGGCCGAGGACAGGCCUACAAGUGGCGGCAGCAAUCAUCUGGCAGAUCCGCCAGCGGCACCUCUGACUGCUUCGACGGCUGCCGUGGCCAUGGCGUCUUCGGUCCUCUCCGGUGAUGUAGAGGGUGCAUCCGUUCUGGCGCCUGCAUCGCAGCCAAUAGUCACGUCAACGACAUCGUCCUCCUCCUCGGCAGGAAGCGUCAACACGCCAGGAUCCGGCGUGAGAAAAGUGCAGAUUGCAGUAGGCUCUGCAGGCCGAGGCAGCCGUGCGCGUCUGUCAGCUUCGUCGUCUGCACUGUUUCUGUCGAGACGGACAGAGUCCGGCCAGCAGAGUGAUUCUGAGUUGGGCCAUGACGAUGCGCCAGCCACGGCUGGUCGGCCACAGAGUAGCAGUGCAUCGCAACACACAGCACACAGCGGCAGCCGCGAUGUGGACCAGCUGGCGCUGCAGAGCUCGAUCCGGGUCAAGCGCACGGGCAAGGCGCUGGGCGGCGGUUUUCUCAGCGGCCCUGCACGACGCGGAAGACGGCGACAGAGCGAGGAGGAUGGCGAGGACAACAGUCCCGAGGAUAUGAUGCCACAUCAAGGCGGUGAUCUCAUGACGGCCAGCCGGGAUGCAGAUGUUCCAGGCUCUGUCGGCGGGGCAGGACAGCCGUAUUUCGACCACUACGGCCGCGACUUUGCUGCAGCCACCGGCAGUCCUGUGAGUGCGAGAAACUCGUUGUCCCAACGGUCGAACAGUCUGCGGAGUCAUUCGCCCAAGAUCGAGUUGCUGUUGCAGCAACGUGAAGAGGAGCUGGAGAAGCAGCGGCUUCGACAAGAACAGCAGGAACAGCAGGAGCGACAGCAGGAGCGUCAGCAGGAACGACGGCAAGAACGACAGCAACGGCGAGUCUCUGGGAGCGAAGAGGCAGCCGGUAUGCGUGCCGUGCCUUCCUCGACUGGCCGUUCAGCCAUGCCGUCCUCCAGCGAUAAGGAAAACGAGCUGCUGUUCAACGUUCAUAUUCCCAAGCCACUGCUGGUGCAGAGUCGUGACGAUGACAAGGAGCGAAACAGCAACAAGGAGCUGCUUCCGGCCCUGCAGCCAAUCGAGGCAAAAAUGUCAGUGUCGACAUCCAGGGUGGCAGCCGCACUCGAGGCCGCACGGCUACCACCACUCUCGCCAGACAGGAAGAUUCUCGCCUCCAUCAGCCGCAACACACCGCAUCGACCAGCACCACCACCACCGCCACCAAAGAUGACCGUUCUGGAGACGGCAACUGCCGCAACAGCCGGUCCGGCAGCUACAGCACAGGCAAACAAGAAGCCACGGAUUCUGCUCAAGAUCAACGGGCGGUCGUAUCAGCGGGUCGACUGCAUCGGCCGCGGCGGCAGCGCAAAGGUGUACAAGGUCACGGCGGAGAACGGAAAGAUGUUUGCGAUGAAGCGGGUGUCGCUGGAAAACGCCGACGAGUCGACAAUCCGCGGAUACAUGGGCGAGAUCGACCUGCUGAAGAAGCUGGCCGGCGUGGACCGUGUGAUCCAGCUGUUCGACUUUGAGAUGAACAAGGAAAAGCAGAUGCUGAGUCUGCUCAUGGAACUGGGUGAGAUGGACUUGAACUCGCUGCUGCGCGUGCGUCAGAACCGUGAGGGCGCCCGCCUGGACCCCGUCUUUGUGCGGUUUUACUGGAAGGAGAUGCUGGAGUGCCUGCAGGCUGUGCACGCACAUGACAUUGUGCAUUCGGACCUGAAGCCGGCCAACUUUGUGCUGGUGCAGGGCCGGCUGAAGCUGAUCGACUUUGGCAUUGCCAACGCCAUCCAGACCGAAGAAACCGUCAACGUGCACCGUGAGACACAAGUCGGCACGCCCAGCUACAUGUCGCCCGAGUCGUUGAUGGACUCGCAGCAGUAUGCCUUCACGGCCAACCACAACGGCCGCGGAAUGUUUCUGCCCAGCGGCGGUCAUCGGGGCGCGCCCAAGGUUAUGAAGUUGGGCAAGCCCAGCGACGUGUGGAGUCUGGGCUGCAUUUUGUACCAGAUGGCCUACGGCCUGCCGCCGUUUGGCCACAUUCAGAACCAGAUGGCACGCUGCCAGGCCAUCAUCACCUGGUCACACACCAUCGACUUUCCAGCCCGCGGUCUGGGCGGCGCUGUCGUGCCGUCAGGCCUGCUGGCCACCAUGAAGCGCUGUCUGAACCGUGAACAGGGACUGCGGCCGACCUGCAAAGAGCUCCUGCUGCCAACAGACCCAUUCCUGUACCCGGAGGCCGCCAUGGCAGCAGACGGCCUAGACAGCAUGCCCGUCACAGAGGAGCUGCUUAGCCGCAUCAUCCAGAGCGUCGUCACGCGGUGUCGAGAGCGGAUGCCCACCGAAGGCGAGGCCAUGUCAGCAUGGCCGGCCGCAUACUGGGCGAGCGUACGGCGAGCCGUGACGGCACGAGAGGAGACAUGA